Molecule: messenger RNA, 1281 nt
Organism: Mizuhopecten yessoensis (Yesso scallop)
Lineage: Eukaryota; Metazoa; Mollusca; Bivalvia; Pectinida; Pectinidae
Exons: 3
Coding region: 56-868 (270 amino acids)
Cellular component (GO): extracellular region
Molecular function (GO): chitin binding
Source: RefSeq, a predicted model, not a curated record
UGCCACAUUGUCCCCGUCUUCUCCGCCAGCCCUUCCGACCGUUGAAUACUCCAAAAUGAUCCCCGCCGCCGUUUUCGUCGUCUGUCUCGGCUUGGUCGCCGCCGUUCCUCACAGGGUUGCCAGGCAGGCAGAUUGUCCAGAUGCCUUCAUGAAUGUUCCCAACCCCUGCAACUCCAAUCCGGACCAAUCAAUUUAUUUUCCUCACCCAACCGACAACACUAAAUUCAUCCAGUGCGACCUUUUUGGGCGGAUGUUCAUCGUGCAGUGCCCGGCUGGAGAGACCUACGUAUCUGCUAGCACUUCCUGUGUCGAUCUCUCAAAACCCAUGCCAGCUGCCCCUUCCACGGCUGCUCCCGUCGUGGUCGUGACCGCCACUUCCGGCCCAGCCGUGGUUGGCUCCAACCCCUGCACUAAGAUCAACAUCGAGGCGGGCAACAUUUAUUUCUCUGUCGCUAAUGAUAUUACCCAAUUCAUCGAAUGUGAUUUGCUUGGUCAUCCUACCAUCCUAGACUGUCCAUCUGGUCUUGUAUGGCAAGAGUCUCGUCUGUCAUGUGUUUUCCAGAUUGGAACCGUUCUCCCCGGAAGUGGCAGUACUGGAGCCGGAAACGGCAAUACUGGAACUGGAAGCGGCAGUUCUGGAACCGGAAGUGGAAGUGGAAGCGGAAACACCAUGACGAACCCAUGCACAGUAGAGUCACUUUCGGCUGGCCAGCUUUUCUUCUCCUAUGCCAAUGACUCCAAUAAGUUCCUGCAGUGUGAUCUGUGGGGAGAUGUGUUCGUCAAUAUCUGCCCAACCGGUCUGAAGUGGAACGACUCAGCCAAGACAUGCGCUUCCGGUUUCAUCAACACCGUGCCAAGUGGCAAUUAAACUGAUUAAAAGACUUUAUUAUGUAUAACAUCGUUUGGAUCAGAUGUAUCGUCUAUCAAGAUAUUGUCAGUAUUUUGUUAACACCAGAUUGGGUUUUAUUAUCACAAAUCUGAUGAGAGAACAGCCAUUAGGCCGCGACGCGUUCACCACGAACUAUGAUAACAUGUCCUAUGACUUUUGGAACAAGAAUAAUCAAGGACAUCGCCAAGAUGUCUCGCUGACUUUAUAUGUCUUCAUCAAUCACCAUUGUAUUAAUUUCGCGACAGACAACGUUUUUAUUUAAACAGUUCUAAGUUUGUCAUCAUGGUGAUAUUUAUUUACGGUAUUAAUGAGGUAGUAAACAGCAUGCACGGGCAGGAAAGAUACACGUGCAUGCCGUGUAGAAAGUUUAUAAUAAAGACAAAGAAACACGC